This is a messenger RNA of Anopheles stephensi (Asian malaria mosquito), 7145 nucleotides long. RefSeq lists its product as uncharacterized. NCBI's taxonomy places the organism in Eukaryota, Metazoa, Arthropoda, Insecta, Diptera, Culicidae. The coding region runs from base 595 to 4923 and encodes 1442 amino acids. The record is from RefSeq and is a predicted model, not a curated record. Gene Ontology annotation, biological process: spermatogenesis. The transcript is spliced from 6 exons.
UCGGUCAGCAUAAUUGCAUGUACAAACGUGUCGUGCAAUGUACGCUAGCAGUUGGUGUAGAAAGUGGAAGUGUUCGCCGUUUCUAUGGAAAGCAGACCGUGUGAUGCGGGGCAUAAUUGGUGUAACGAUAGAAACUGUUGCACGCGGGACUGUGUCUGUGUGUGAGGGAACCGCCGCCUACCCUGUUAUCAUCGUAUUACGGUCCAACUCGUUCUGUCGUGAUGGCUGACCGAAAUGAGAUCAGUCCGCGAAUGGUGUUCUGUGAAGAAAGUUCCAGCCUGGAAAGCAGUGUCGAACAUUCCGGUGGACAUUAGAAACGUUAUACUGUGUGUGUGUGUGUGUUUGUGUGUGAGUGUGUGCACCUUUGUUUGAACUGGGAAAAUAGAUCAUCCUCUUCGCGGCGGAGUACAAUUUGAGGCGAGCGUGUAUCGCGUAUUGCAGUGAAAGGAAAAUAUCUAGAAAACACAAGCACACAUACGCACCGAUCCGGAGCGCGCGAUCGCGUACCGUUCAUGUACGGUGGUGGCGGUGGACGCCUACCGAGCGUCAUCUCUUCCUUGGUGUGCCCCUAACGACAAGUAAGCAAAAAACGCAAUGCCUUCGCCUAAUGGACCGAAAGCGGCCGGUGGUGGUGGUGCGCUGUCGGAGGAAGCGCAGGCAGCGAUCGCUGUCAUCCGGGCGCUGGUGGCCUCGCGCAAGGAAACAUCCAACGUGCUCAGCGUGAUGCGCGACUACCGGCAGCUCGAGGGCGAUCCGCUCCCGUACCGGAAGUUUGGGUUCAGCACGGUGGAAGAGUUUCUGCUGGCCAGCAAGGAGUUUGUGAUCAAAUCGAGUGCCGGCGAGUCGACACGCAUCUACAUCAAGCCGAACCGGGACUCGGCCCACAUCCAGGAGAUGGUAGCGGCACAGAAAACGGCCAAGGGCGGUGGGACGGGCAAGAAGGUGAACUUUGUCGCGCUGCGCCAACCGACCGGUCCGUGUAAUUCGAAGGGCUUCUCGAGCCCGACGACGACGGCGUACAGUCGGAUCUACCAGCAGAUGCCCAACAGUGGCCGAAACAACAGCACCAAUUACAGUCCGAAGCGUGUUACGUUCGGUGGUGAGAAGACUUCUCCACCCGGUACCGCGCCGAAGGGUGGCAAAUCGCAAGGACUGUGGUCGAACGGUGGGGGGAAUGGGCAGCAACCGAAGAGCCAAGGACAGAUGCGGCCGAUAACGAAAAGCAAGGCGGGCGCGACACAGCAAGCGCAAGCGAAUCCUUCCGGAAGGAGUGCCAACUCUUCCUCACCCGAGGCUAACAAUAACAGUCGUUCGACGAAGAACUACAAUCUCAAUGGCGCAGGUGGACAGCAGCAGCAAUCUCAACUUUCUGCCAAUGAUUUACGGCACAAGCUGACGACGAGCAAUAAAAAUGUCGCUGCCGAAGAUCUGCGCCAGAAGCUGAACGCACGGAACAGUGCGCUCAGCCGUUCGUCGGUCGAGAUGCGCCAGCCGGACAAAGCACUGCCAACGGUUUCCUCCGCGACCGCCGCUACCGCUGCCAGGCCCGGCGUUUCGGCGGCCGCACGCAAACAGCUACCGUUUAGCGUGGAAGACAAAGGUGCGAGUAAAAAGGCACAGCAAAAGCCAACGGGCGUCGCACGAAACAGCAACGGUAGCGCUAAUAGGCCAGCAGGAGGUGCCGCCGCCGGAUCCGGUCGGGUGGUACUUCCCUUGACGAUGUCUCCCGCAACGCCGCUACCGCUGAUGUCGAUCGUCGUGCCGCCGCCGACGCCCGCCGUUGCUGCUGCAACGCCCGGUCCGAUGGGUGUGAAAAGUGUAAACGCAAGACUGAACGUGCCGAAGGCCGAUCUGCCUUCCGUUGGUGGCACGCCACCAACGCCGGCAGUAGCUGCAGCAGCCGCAGCAGCAGCCGCAACUGCUACACCGUCCUACCAACGUGCGCAAUCCCUUGACGAAAGAAAGUCCACCCCGGCCUACCCGUACCUGGACAGUCGUUCGAUUUCUCAACCACAACCGGAUAUGAUGCCGCCGUACAUAGCUCCCAAGCUGCCGACACUCCCAGGCAAAAAGUCGCUCCAGGAUCGGUUGAAGCUCAAUCAGCAGGUUGCGAACGAAGACUUGGAAAAGGUGGCCAAACUUAAGUCUCCCAACCUCCCCGAGCCGGGAACACCUGCAACGGCGAACCCGCUCGAGCGUACGUCCAAACCUGUGCCCGGGCCUGCUGACCCUUUGCCCGGCAAUUAUAAUGGGUCCUUUGUGUCGAUUGCGGCACUCCAGCAAGGACCGUUCCGGUGGGACGAUCCGAACGCGACUCCGGUGGAGAUACUGAUGAAGUACAGCCUGCACAAAGGUUUCUCCCGGCCGGAGUAUGGCUACUUCAAGCUGAAGAGCGGUCGCUAUCAGUGUCUCGUUACGGUUAAUGGGUCGUCGUACUCCACCUACCCGGACGACUACGUUAACCAGUUCGAGGGCCAGUUUGCGGCGGCACUGAACGCGAUCGAAGCGAUCCAGCGUGACGAAUCGCGCCAAAAGUACAGCAAGUGUCUCGAUACCGAUCGUGAAAUUGCGCACCACAUAUACGAGCUGGUGCUGAGCUGUCCGCACGGUAUGUUUAGCAAAAACAUUCCGAACGCGUUCGAGGAAACGCAUCGCGCCCUGCUGCCGGAUCACUGGUUCGCGAUCAUCGACCAGUACGCGAACCAGCUGUUUGUGCUGGAGGAUGGACCGACCGGUGAUACGAUCGUGUUUGCCCGGGAGCAACCGUCCAGCUCGGACGCCGGUUCCAACACGUCGGAGGCGCGCCAGAUGGCGAUGAACCAGCUGACGUUGCCGUGGGAGGAACAGUACUGGAAUCUGUACGUGACCAAUCCGGUGUCGACGGUGGAGGUUUGGGCCAGGCUGGUCGGCAAGGAGUACAGCGAUAAAAUGGAUUCGCUCAUCACCGACAUCGAGAUGUCCAUGAUGAGCGAGCAGGAGAGCGCGAAAAGGGACGUUACGGCUGCGGUGGGCGAGUACUAUCUCGUAUCGAUCAGCGACUGUUGGUUCCGCGUACGGGUGGUCGAGAUCAACUACGAGACGAACCAGUGUCAAUGUUUCUUCAUCGACAUCGGGGACAGCGAGCAGAUUGCGCUCGACCAGCUGUACCGCUGCGAGCAACAGUACCUGGACCUGCCGGCCCAGGCGCUCUGCUUCACGCUCGAGGGACUGGAAGACUUUAGCGAAAACCCGACCGCCAAACAGAUCCUCGGCCAGCGCAUCAACCAUCGCGUGCUGAUCGGGAUGAUCCUGUCGAGGCGGGAGGAGUACGAGCAGUCGGAACGGCGGGACGGCAUUGGGUCGAGCUCGCUGAAGGUGGUGCUGUACGAUACGUCCUCGGCGGAGGACGAGGUGGUGAACCCGAUACUGUUGCAGCAGAUCUGCAAGAGCAUGCCGGUGCCCGAGUUGAACCGGAAGGCGGUGAACUACGUAAGCAUUACGUACGUCGACGACCAGGGCGACGUUUACUGUCAGCUGGAUGGUGCCAUGAACUACAUACAGAAAUUGAUCACCAACCUGACACAAGCGAACGCACUGGAAGACCAGCACCGAGGUCUGUACAGCUCGAAAGCAACCGAGCAGCAGCUCUACCUCGUGCAGGACGAAACCGACGGCAAAUGGUACCGUGCGGUGCUGGAUGCGGAAGAAUCGGGCCCCUACUGCCGCAUGCUGUACGUCGACGUUGGCUGCCGGCGACGCGCGAACGUGCAACACAUUUACCGCCUCGAUUCGCUCAGCCUCGGUCUGCGCAGCUACCCGCCACAGGCCAUCCGGAUGCGUAUGUUCGAACUGCCUGGGUGUGGUGAGCCGCAGGUUCUUGCGCGGCUGCGUGCCUUCCUGAAGCCUGCCGUACCCGCGAUGGCUAAGGUGUUCUCGAUGGCCAACGCCGUACUGCCGCUGGUGAAGCUGUACGUGCACGUGUCGGACCGUGAGGCCGGCAAUAACAUACUGGUGUGCGUGAACGAAGCGAUCAAGAUCGAGAAGGAGCUCGAGAUGGGAUCGGAACGGAUCAGCAGCCUUUCGCCACGCAUCGCGCUGGUGGACGAUGGCCGGUCGCUGAACUGUUCCGGAUCGGAUACGACGAACGUGUCCCAAUCCACAGGCACCAGCUACUCCAUGAGCAGCACCGAUGGGAAGGAGCUGGCCAGCCGUUUCGAUGCACUGCACGUCGGUAGCAAGGGUGCAGAAUCGAAAUCGUCCGCAGCGCCCAGUAGCAGCGGCCCGUUGCCGGCGGCGGGUACGAAAGCGAUCGCUAAGCUGGCAAAAAUUACGCUCCCCUCGGUCGGGCAGGUGUUUAACGUGAAGGUGACGAUCGCGAACAAUCCGAAGUUUUUCUUCGUCCAACCGUACGCGUACCUGCCGCAGCUGGACACACUCAUGCACGAACUGCAGGACUUUUGCAUGACGAAAGCGCAACCGGUUCGCAAGGAGCAGGUCCGGCAGGGUGAAGCGUACGCGGCCGUCAACAACCUUGGCCACUGGUAUCGUGCUCUUGUGGUUAACAUUAACCCAUUCGGACCGACGCCGAUCCACGCGUACUUUUGUGACUUUGGGCAGGUGCAGCAGCUGGACGCAGGCGCACUGCGGGUGCUUCCGGCCGAGUUCCGCGUGCUGCCACAGCAGGCGAUUAAAGCAAAGCUUUACGGCGUAAAACCACUGCACAACGACUGGACCAUAUCGGACGCGAUGCGGUUCAAGGAGCUGACGGCCGACUGCACCUUCGCCAGCAUCGUGCGCAACGUCCAGGCGGAUGAGCUGAACCCCCAGGAACAGUUGAUCGAGCUGGAACUGAUCGACGUGUCCACCGAUACCGAUGUGUUCCUGCACAAAAUACUCGUUGACGAAGGUCGGGCCGUUUAUACCGCAGCAGCGCACACCGUGUAAGGGGGGGUGCGCUCGUUGCGUGCUACGGCCUUCGAUCGAUCGAUUCCGUCAAGAAGUAGUUGUUGGGCGGCUCGUUAACGUUUUACUACAUUUACCACAUUACCUUAAAUAAUAUUAAAGCAAACGAAGGAAAGGGGAGAGAACAUAUUUAUUGCCGGUUGCUUCGCUGUGCGACCGAAAGAAGCAGCAGCCAUCGAACGAUAUUUCAUUCUGCGUGCAGAAGAUUUAAAUACUUAACGGUUAAACGCUCGAUAAGCAUAUUUAGCAAGCAAACGUAGGAGAAGGAAUUAUUUCUUCUGUUCGAUACAUAUACAUGGAAAGCAGCGAGAUACGCACGAUGAGAAGUUUGUAUUGAUAAGUAGCAUUCCAUUAUGUAAAACUUCUUAUAUUCAUAUACAUGAGCAAAGCAAAAUGUAUGGAUGAACCGAGCAGAGGAAGGAGAGGAACCACCAACCCGGGAUGGUUGGUUGUGACGCGGGGAGAUUAAUUAGGUAAAAGCUGAAUAUUGUGAACCCGAACGGCUUAAUAAUUCGAUUUCAUUAACAUUACCGAACCCACGAUACGAUUGGGUUUAAAGGUAGAAACAAACCUUAUGCUUAUGCUCGAGGGGAAAUGGUAACGGUUCUACACUACACUAACGAGGCUUUUCUUCAUUCACACGCGACAUUUUAAUAAUUGUACCGCGAAUGAAGGAUAAUUAUAGCGUUUAGCGAGAUAAAAGCUAACCAAGCAGCGUUUCAAUAUUUAUUUUGCACCACAACACCCCCCUACUUUUGCCGGUCGAACCGGAUUGUCCCCCCGGCCCUUGAGUUGGAAAGCGAAUGAUUUUUGAAAGAGUUUUUGAUAAAGGUGCUCUUAAACCUAUGCCGUCUAUCGAUAAGCAUGAAACGGUCAUUUGCCCCCUUUUUUUACUCAAAAAAUAAUAUCUUGCUUCCGUUACUAUUAUUUACUCUUUUAUGUCUCUUUUUGUUUUUGUUUGUUAACAAACAAUAAGACUAACAUUUUGCCAAUUCGAAUGAUAGACAGAAACCCCGUUGAACCAUUCGUUCUUGAACCUUUAAUCUUAUUGUGUGACGAAAUCAAAAGAUGCAAGAGUUGCCAAGAGAGAGAUGGAGAUGAGAGAGAGAAACUUCUAAACCUUUUAGCAUUAAACAAUGAGUCAUAGACUUCGACUUGUGUAAUUGUGAUAUGAAUGAAACGUAAACAUAUGAUAUGAGCUGCAUGCCUUUUUUUAUACGAAUAAGCUUGUGCUAUACACACUACAUCUGGUUUUUUUGUAGUAAUUAAAAAAACAAUCAUAUGUAUUAGCGUUUAAAUGUGAUAGAAACGAUAUACACGCAAAAAACCCGGUUGGGGUGGUAAGCUGAGGGUGUGAGAGCCCCGGAAACGAACGGGAAAGCGAACGAUGGCCGCUAGGAGUUGAAAAAGGGAUGAAGAGAGGAGAGUGAGGAGUGAAAUCUGUACACUGGGAGGUGAGUGAGCUUUUAUAUAAGAUUUUGUAUUUGUUUUCGUUGCCCUUCUUUUAAGAAAUUAGUAUCGCGCUCGACUGGGUGAGAGAGAGAGAGAGAGAGUGAGGAUGGUUUUAUAUUAUCGUGAAUUUUUAUUUUAUGUGUUGAAAUUAUUACUCUUAUAUAUUUCUUACUCGUUUUAGUAAUCGGAAAAAACAGCGCAUAAAAAAUGAGCGAUGUAGCGCUUUAACUCACCUAAUACAGGCAGCUCAUACAAGCAGCUUUUUCAUGAUGAAUUGAUGUCUAUAAUCCUUUGCUAUUUUCUAUCGUGCAUUAUCAUCUGCACCCUCCUUUUUUAUGCUGGAAUUUAUGUAGCGUGGGUUUUUGUUUUCAAAUAAUGUUAUAAGAAAGGUUCUAUUACACCAUUAUUAUAACUAACCCUCCUCCCCAUUACAAUAAUUAUCAGACAAACAAGGCAGGCCUCCCCCCCGAUAAGCCGAUCGACGAAAUGCGCUUGUGGAGAAACGAGACUACUUCAAAUUACAAUCACGAAUUAAGCAACUUUUUUGGAGGAAAAAAAAACAUGCGAAAGAGAGGAGUGCGCAACAAAACGAUACAAAAAAAAAGAAGCAAGCGAUUUUAUAUGUUAACUACGCAAUAUAUACCAUAUCAUAUGCCGCAUAUAUUAUGUGCCUUAUUUAAUGCGAACGACGAGCUCGAGGCGAAACGAUAUUAAAAUGAAAAGAAAUGAAGCUAACCGGUGUCAGACACAGA